UCCAUGUGGUUCUUUGGACAAGGCAUCUAAGAUAAGAGACUUGGCAACGUAGCUACUAACAUUUCCUUUUUAUUCUCUCCUAUCGACAGGACCUAUCAUCCAUUCUUUCCAUGCAAAAAGGGUGUUUCAACAGCUUAAUUAAGAACUUUUGUGAUACUUUUUUGGCUCUGUCCAAUUGUACAAACAUUGAAGUUCGGUUGACCUUGUCCUUCCUCUGCCUCAAUAUUGUGCUAUGCUUAAGUUGAUGUGGGGAUUGGUUUAUGCGUUUUGUGACUGGCUGAGUUUGAUUCUUCCCGCAACCGAUGUCUGAUCAACGGUGGAAUAUUUAUAUGCGAUAUGGGUAUCUGUUGGAGAAGGCAAUUGACAUGAAGACGUGAUCCGUUGGGAAUUAGGCACCGAGAUGAAUACACAAAAGCGCAGGAAAUGGCUGGAGGCGCAGAUCUAACUGUCCCUUCUUUGGUGUCAAAAACUACCAAUGAUCGAAACCAAGAACAUGAAAGUGGGGGCAAUCACACCAGGCCUGGUUCUGAUGUGUUCAUGUCUCCCAAAGUGCCCAAGGCAGUGUCACCAGUUUCAUCUGUAGCUGAGGGGGAGACCAUUAUUAGGCGACCUCGUGGGAGACCAGCUGGUUCUAAGAACAAGCCUAAGCCACCCAUUAUUGUCACCCGAGAUAGUGCCAAUGCACUCCGUGCACAUGCCAUGGAAGUUAGCUCUGGCUGCGAUGUGAGUGAAAGUUUGGCCAAUUUUGCUAGGAGGAAACAACGUGGCAUUUGCAUACUUAGUGGCAGUGGAUGUGUCACCAAUGUCACGCUGCGACAACCGGCCUCCUCCGGUGCAAUAGUGACCCUUCACGGUCGGUUCGAGAUUCUUUCAUUGCUUGGAUCAAUCUUGCCUCCACCAGCCCCACCGGGCAUCACCGGCCUGACAAUAUACCUGGCUGGUGCUCAAGGACAGGUUGUCGGCGGGGGUGUGGUUGGUGCACUCAUUGCUUCUGGCCCUGUCGUGAUCAUGGCUGCAUCAUUCAUCAAUGCCACUUUUGAUCGCCUGCCAUUGGAUGAUGAUGAAAUUGCUGCAGCUAUGCAAAAUCAACAUUAUCAAAACGGUCGUAAUCAUCCCCUUACAGAUAUUUCAGACUUGUAUGGGAUCCCGCAGAACUUGCUCACCAAUGGAACCAUGACCCCUGAGUUGUACUCUUGGGCACCAGGCCGAACCAUGUCCAAAACCUAG
Molecule: messenger RNA, 1227 nt
Organism: Carya illinoinensis
Lineage: Eukaryota; Viridiplantae; Streptophyta; Magnoliopsida; Fagales; Juglandaceae
Product: AT-hook motif nuclear-localized protein 16
Exons: 3
Coding region: 424-1227 (267 amino acids)
Biological process (GO): vegetative to reproductive phase transition of meristem
Cellular component (GO): nucleus
Molecular function (GO): DNA-binding transcription factor activity; minor groove of adenine-thymine-rich DNA binding
Source: RefSeq, a predicted model, not a curated record